AUGUUCUGGCGAUCGGCUUUUGUUAUUGCUAUGCAGCUUUUAAUUGCCAAAUCUGAUACGACUGAAUCAAUUGACACAGAAUUAGAUGAUAUCAAUGGUCACUGUAUGCAAAAGGCAGGCCUCAGAGAUUGUGCUGUUUUCAAUAAGUGUUGUGAUUUCUUUUGUCGCAACGGCGAUCAACAACAUUUUUGCCUGUCACUGCUCGGUCAGAUUCAAGAGAAACAAUCUUAUUGCGGAUGUACGUCCGGUGUUGAAGCGAUCAGCAGGAGACGUUCAUCAGCCGGAAUCGAUCCCACAAUAGCGGUGAUCGGAUUGUUCAUGUGUGAUUACAUCUUGAUUGGUCUCGUCAUUUAA
Anisakis simplex (herring worm) is the source of this 354-nucleotide messenger RNA. The record is from the annotation of a GenBank genome assembly. Lineage: Eukaryota; Metazoa; Nematoda; Chromadorea; Rhabditida; Anisakidae.